UUGAAAAAGCCAAGUUUCAUGUGUAUUGUGUUAUGACCGAUGUAGUCCAAUGGAAUAGGGGUGCACGGAAGUUAUUUGGUAUAGAAGAUAAAAAAUUGAGCUGUGAGCAUCCUUAUGAUACUGAAAGACGACUAUGGUUUGCUUCUGAUUUUUGCCACUUGCUGAAAAACUUCAGAAAUGGAAUAAUUAAACUCCCUUAUUUCUGGACUCCGGAUGGUAUUAUCAAAAUGCUUCAUUGGGGCAUAUGGUAAAAUAAACUUGAAAAUAGGUUUCAAAUUAUCACCUCAACAUUUAAAACUUUAAAGCUUUCGAAAGAGGAAUGUCUUGCUCGAUACUUAUUUUCACGUCAAUUAAGAGUAGCCAUGUCAAUGUAUAAAGAUAAAUGUUAUGAGCUGCACGACUGUGAACCUACAAUAUCUUUCAUGGAAAAAGUAGAUAAUGUAAUUACAGCUAUAUACUCUCGAACCCCAGAAAACGCUUUACGUCCAGACACUAACUGUUCAAUGAGAAAGGCUAUUAUCGACUUUGAUCAUUAUCUUCAUGAUUGGGAGAAGAAAGCUAAGGAGGAGAUAACAAAACAAAAAGCUGAGAAAAAGAAGAAAAAGGCUAAUAAAGAGGAGAAUUUUGAGUUUCCAAUCACAAACAGUACUUUAACUGGCUUUAAAGUAACUCUCGGAACUACUUUGGAAUUACUGGAAUUUUCACACGAUAAGUGUAAUUAUGAUUACAUCAUGACAUCGCGCUUGAAUCAAAAUUCUUUGGAAUUGUAAAUUUUAGGAAUUUUCGGAAUUAUGCAGUCAUCUUGUGGAUGUAACGACCACCCGGGUCGAAUACUUUUUGGCCAAGUUUUCCGUCUUCUCUGCAGCUAUUUUCUGGCAACACCACCGAGGGGUUCCGACGUCACUGGUGGGGAAGUACUGAAUUCACUGAUGCACACUAAAGAGUAUAACGGUGGGCCAUGGUUAUUCCGUGUCUUAUAACCACGAACCAUAGUUAAUGAAAUUUCUCGAAUAUAAAUUGAUUAAUUAUAAAAUAUAAAUAUUAAUUAAAGAUUAUUUUAUUGCUGGUUCGGAAAACAGGAAAGUAGAUCUCAGGAGUAGGUAGACUCGUUCUGUACCGGACACGCGGCUGAAAAGAAUACUUAUUCUACGUGACGCUGGUGAUAAGAAAAUUCAUUA
This is a messenger RNA of Microplitis demolitor, 1178 nucleotides long. RefSeq lists its product as uncharacterized. The transcript is spliced from 5 exons. The record is from RefSeq and is a predicted model, not a curated record. Lineage: Eukaryota; Metazoa; Arthropoda; Insecta; Hymenoptera; Braconidae. Bases 363 to 770 code for a protein of 135 amino acids.